UUUAAAAACGAAAUUGUGUCAAUAGCGUGUUGUAUAUACAGACCAAUGUGCACGAAACACGAGAUUGCGUGUUUUGUUUUUCGUAAUAAAUCGAAAUAAGGAAAAAAAAUUUCAUUGACACGGUGUUGGUUAGUCGCAGGAGGAGCAACGGUCAGCAAAUGCACGUGAUGGAUAAUCUUGAUGUUUUUGACGUUCGGUGUGACAUGAUACAUACCCAUGAGUGUAGAGAUAGCAUAUGUCACGCGCUGGCAUGAGUUGUUAUGAGAGUUCAUUUUCGUGUUGCUAGUCGGAGGAGGUUAUGUUUCACGAGGUUUUCAAAAUUUUUGAUGCGUCUAGAUAUACGAUUUCGUAUAGGAAUAUUUAAAUAAUGGGUGAGCCCAAAAAUUUUUAUCGCGGUAACAACGAAAACCGUGUGUGGAUAAAUACGCGAUUGUCAUGAAAAGUCAUCGUUCGUUUUUUCAUUCUUCAAUCAUACGAAUUUCUUGAAAAAGGAAAGACGUUCCUGGAAUAGUGGUUAUUCAUGAGCUCGAUACUGUCACCCGUCAUCGGAUCUUCACAAUUUUAUAUUCCAUUAAAAAAUUACUGUUAUCAUGGAGAAUUCUGGGAACUCGGUGGAAAAUGAUUAUACUGAGAUCGUCAGGUUGUUGACGAGGAAACAAAAAUUUGCCUAUGGCGUCGGUCAUGUUCUCAAUGACAUUUGCGCAUCCAUGUGGUUCACCUAUCUUAUAGUUUAUUUUCACUACGUCCUGGGCUUCAGUGCUGUUUUGUCGGGAGUAGUUUUAUUCAUUGGUCAAGUUGCAGAUGCUCUUGCAACUCCCUUUGUUGGAAUUCAUUCGGAUAUAAAUGACGACUUCUGGCUGUGUAAAUAUGGUAGACGAAAGACGUGGCAUCUUUUGGGUACGGUCUGCGUCAUCUUCUCCUUUCCAUUUAUUUUCUCACGAUGCGCUGGUUGUGAAAAUACUCAUCAUUGGGCCCAACUUUUUUACUAUGCUGCCUUUGUCAUUAUUUUCCAAUUUGGAUGGGCUUCUGUACAGAUAUCCCACUUGUCACUCAUACCAGAUCUUACACCCACAAAACACGAAAGAAUCGAACUCACGGCUAUCAGAUACACAUUCACAGUAUUCUCGAAUGUGCUUGUAUACUGCAUAACGUGGGGUAUUUUACACAUAACAAGCGAUUCUCCCGACGUCCAAAUAGGUCCCGCAGAUGCACCAAAGUUUCAGACUAUAAUGCUGAUAGGAUUGUCUGUCGGUUUUGUAACGUCAUUAGUUUUUCACUUGAUGGUUCGAGAAGGACAGCCUGAUGUGUCUUCGGGACAUUCUCGAAGAACUACGAAAACAGCAUCGGCUCUCUUGAAGGACAUACAAUUGUACAAAGUAGCUGGAGUCUACAUGCCAACACGAUUAUUUUUAAACAUAUCGCAAAUUUACGUACCGUUGUAUCUUCACGAGAGCUUGCAUCUGCCAGCCACGCGAUUGGCUAUUAUACCAUUAGCGAUAUUCAUCAGUAGUUUCGUAACUUCCUUGAUCAUCGAAAGAUUAAAUACGAAACUGGGGAGAAAAAUUUCCUACACGAUCGGUGUCGUCCUCGGUGUCCUGGGAUGUACAUGGAUUUGGUUUGGCAGCGGACAAAAUUACACCACUUAUGAGAUAUAUCCUGUCUCGAUUCUUUUAGGAGCCAGCGGUGCAAUAAUGUUGGUCACGAGUCUCGGAACAACGUCGGACUUGAUUGGCGAAAAUACCGAAAGUGGAGCUUUUGUAUAUGGUGCUAUGAGCUUCACCGACAAGCUUUCCAACGGAUUGUUCGUCAUGGCUAUUCAAUAUAUACGCUGCGACAAAAGCUGUCCCAUGUAUUACAGGGACAUUCUGACUUUCGUUUGUGGUGGAUCUGCCGUUUUUGGAUUUUUCAUGAUGUUGCUGAUAAAAGCCCAACCGACCGGAGAUGAAUUCGCAGAUUACAGAACGCUGGAAGGCGAGGAACAGUUCGCAACGAUAAGUGAGGAGCCCAUGAGAAAUAACGAGGUCGCAAGUAACGCGAGCAUUUCAUCGCGGCAAGAGCUUUAAAAGAAACUUUUAGAGGCUAGUAAUUUAACGCUCCGUCGAGCAGACUCGUGGUACUUAGCGCUCAAGUCGAAUGACUGAUAAAAAACAAAAUGUUUUAACCAAGUCGCUGAAGUUUAACAGAAAAAAACUCCAAAAUAAAUUUAUCAACAGUAAGUUCAAUCGGUUGACCGACAAUAAAUCGUUGUAAUAUUAGCUAAGGAAUUCCUCAAGCAUUUCGAGCGAGGGAAAAAACAUUUUUAAAUUUAUCAUCCCUUUAUAGCUAGUGGUGCCUUAACUUAUUUCGUUUGAUUUUUAUUAAUGAAGAAGAACAAUGUCGCUGUGCGAUAAAAAAUGGAAUACAAUCAUGAUACUUUCGCGUAGUAAAGAAUUUAACGAGAUCUGAUAAAAUUUUAUCGAAUGAUAUUAUGUAAUAAUACUUUAUUUGUUUAUACGUCAAUAUAUCUGUAUAUAAAAGGAAUUUAGAGGAUUGAA
This is a messenger RNA of Venturia canescens, 2534 nucleotides long. RefSeq names its product major facilitator superfamily domain-containing protein 12-like. The coding region runs from base 591 to 2063 and encodes 490 amino acids. Gene Ontology annotation, biological process: carbohydrate transport. The transcript has 7 exons. NCBI's taxonomy places the organism in Eukaryota, Metazoa, Arthropoda, Insecta, Hymenoptera, Ichneumonidae. Gene Ontology annotation, molecular function: symporter activity. The record is from RefSeq and is a predicted model, not a curated record. Gene Ontology annotation, cellular component: plasma membrane.